AUGGCUGAGACAUCGCUUGGCUUCUAUGUUGCCCUCCAAAGCACUGGGAUAAUCGAAAUUGCUUUUGACCCUAGCAAAAGUGCAAAUGAGUCUUUGUCUAUUAUUGCUGUCAACACAGAUGCCGGUUUCAUGCCAGGAUGGCUCACUGCGUCUGGGGACAGAGUCUACAGCAUCAGCCGCACUAGCUAUCCGAAUAGCGAGUCCAAUUCGGGUGGCGUGUUCGCAUUCCGAAGGGCGCCCUCUAUGACUUCAGCUAGCACUGGGAAAGGGCUUGUCCUUUUCGACCAAGCAAGCAGCAAUGGGAAGGGAGGUGUGCAUUGCGAGGUCAGCCCAGACGGCACGAUGCUUGCGGCUGCCAACAUCACGGCGUCGACAGUGUCUAUCUACCCAAUAUCUGAGGAUGGCUCCGUGGGCACGCCCACAUUUGUCUUUGACUACAAUCAGUCUGAUCCUGGGCCGUUGGAGGCACACCCGCACCAAGCAACAUUUGACCCCUCCGGACAGUUCUUGAUCAUUCCUCUUCGGACCAUGGACCGCGUGGAUAUCUACUAUGCCCCGAGUCCACAGCAGGUAGAGAGAGUGCAUUGCAUUGAUAUACCAGCACCAGCCGGUGCUCGGCAUGUGGCAUUCAAUCAAAUCAGUCCAUCCAAGGCAUACAUGUACCUCAUCAGCGAGAAAGACAACUCAGUUCGUGUCUUCAUCCUGAACUACAACGCUAGAGGGCCACAAAGUCUCACAGUUGAGUUCAAGCAGUGCCUUUCGACAUUGGGCAAAGAUCUCGCUCCCAGCCCCGCCAGGCAUGAAGAUUUGGCUGCGGAGAUUGCUGUCAGUAAUGACGGGAGAUUUGUCUAUGCGUCUAAUAGAAACUUAACCCGCACAGACGAUGACGCCUUUACGAUUUAUUCGGUUGAUCCCGAUACUGCAAAUGAAGAACGUCAUCUGAGAUACCUUGAAUCUCAACCGACAAGGGGUAAGCAUCCCCGAAUGUUUGCACUCUCCAACGACAAAGAAAACAAGUGGGUAGCUAUUGCUCAUCAGUUCAGUCAAGACAUUGUCGUUUUCGAGAGGAACACGACGACUGGCUUGCUGGGGGAAGUCAGAGGUCGAAUCAGUGUGAAGGUGGCUGCUCCUCACCAAAACACCGCAGACAAGGUCAUCUUUGUGGAAGGAGAAGAAGGCCAACGCAGCCGUGAAGAGUUCAAGAAAGGUCGUACCGAAGGACCUAUGUGUCUCUUGUGGAAAUAA
This is a messenger RNA of Fonsecaea multimorphosa CBS 102226, 1245 nucleotides long. RefSeq lists its product as uncharacterized. Bases 1 to 1245 code for a protein of 414 amino acids. The transcript has a single exon. Gene Ontology annotation, molecular function: 6-phosphogluconolactonase activity; protein binding. The record is from RefSeq and is a predicted model, not a curated record. NCBI's taxonomy places the organism in Eukaryota, Fungi, Ascomycota, Eurotiomycetes, Chaetothyriales, Herpotrichiellaceae.